AUGGAUGAGGCAGCUAACUCCAAGGCAGGCUUUGCUCCCAUUGAGCAAUUCCAUGGUCGGACACAACCUCUGGAUCCUUGGAUGCCCUCGGAGCAAAACCCUCGACAGGCGUCCUUGACAGAACGCUUUUGUCUUCCAUUCUGGGUGAUCGACUGCAGUGACGUUCCCAUUCCUGACAGGAUCAGGCUUUUUGUGUGA
Messenger RNA from Podarcis lilfordi (Lilford's wall lizard), 198 nucleotides. The record is from the annotation of a GenBank genome assembly. Lineage: Eukaryota; Metazoa; Chordata; Lepidosauria; Squamata; Lacertidae.